GGGCAAAGCUGGGGCGGUCUGUCAACAACUUCACAGGCCACGUUAGCAUGUACAGCAGACUGAGAGCAGCAGAAUGAAUCCGACCCCUUCGAACAUCACCUUGACUUUCACGGUGUACGGACCUCCAGGCCCCCUGAGUUACAUGCUUUCUACUUUGCUCCUUCUGAUCUACCUCUUCUCAACAUGUGCGAACAUGUUUCUCGCCCUGGUUAUCUACUUGGAAUCCAGUCUCCACAAGCCCAUGUACGUCUUUCUCUUCAACUUGGCAGUGAACGGCGUCAUUGGGAGUUCUAGCGUUUGCCCAAAGAUCAUGGUCCAUCUGUUGUCCGGCGUCCAGGGAAGCUCCUACUAUGGCUGUCUGAUUCAGGUGUUCUUUGUCAACUUCUACGGAACAUCUGCCUACGUGAUUUUAGCAGUAAUGGCUUAUGACCGUUAUGUCUCCAUAUGCAAGCCGUUGCUCUAUCAUGCCAUAAUGACUCCUGCCAAGGUAAAACAGCUGCUGCUCGUCACAUAUUCCUUUCCCAUCUUCUCUUUAUCAGCCCAAGUGUACUUGACGUCAAGGCUUCCGUUAUGCAGAUAUACCAUUACCAAGCUGUUUUGUGACAAUCUCGCAAUUGUCAAUCUGUCCUGCGUGAAAAGUAACCUGGAUAACAUUUUUGGAAUAUUUAUAGUUCUGAGUCUUGCUGUGCUUCCUCUGACUUGUGUGGUGAUCUCCUACAUACAGAUACUGAAGGUUAGCUGGAAGACCUCCAGAGACUCCCAGCAGAAAGCGUUAAGCACCUGUACUCCUCAUUUAGUCGUCUUUAUAAAUUUCUCGCUAGCAACACUCUUCUCUGUCAUUUAUAAUCGAGCCAAUAUGUACAUUUCAAGUGAGGUCAACAUAUUCAUGUCCCUGCAUUUCAUCCUGAUCCCCCCAGUUCUGCAUCCAGUAAUAUACGGGAUCAGAUCAAAAGAGAUCAGGCGGUGCUUCAUGAAAAUACUGAGAAGUAGGAAUCUUUUUACAGUCUUGGUAGAUACUGUUGAAGUUAAAUCCACAUUUGCAUGUUGAAUAAAGAAAAGCACUGGAUGGAAACCGGGAUUGUUUUGGGCCCUGUUGGGUGUGUUUGAUUUCUCGGGGGAGGCUGAACAUUCAGAGGGCAGGAAUCCAGCAGCAUGGAUUAAGCCAUAUCUAAUCAGCCACAGGCUGCCUCUCGCUACAUGCUGCUUGGGGACAUCCCUCGCAGUUGCCCUGCCUCUGUAAUGUUUUUUUUCAUCGUCUGGGGAUCAAAGACACUCAAAGCCACGAAGCCACCAUCAAAUUAGAGGGAGAUCAUCACCAAACAUGUCCCCAAAGGCUUCGUCACACAGUUCAGCUUACGGACUCUUAGUUGUGCUAAUAGCUACACUAACCAUAAUUGAGCAUUUUCUGUGGUUUAACUCUUUCAUUAAUUCAUAUUGUAAUGCAUAUCUUCACACAGUAUCCUAGUGACUUUACUGGUUUGCUGGUUAACAGGUGAAUGAAUGCAGAUAAUCUUAAAGGGUGUUAAAUGACAAUGAUAAUGUGCUCACAAUGUAUGUAAUGUAUAAAGGAGUAUAUUUCUGUGCUGCUAUAUAUAUAUACUGUAU
This is a messenger RNA of Brienomyrus brachyistius, 1605 nucleotides long. RefSeq names its product olfactory receptor 52K1 (gene or60a1). Gene Ontology annotation, molecular function: G protein-coupled receptor activity; olfactory receptor activity. NCBI's taxonomy places the organism in Eukaryota, Metazoa, Chordata, Actinopteri, Osteoglossiformes, Mormyridae. Gene Ontology annotation, cellular component: membrane. Gene Ontology annotation, biological process: G protein-coupled receptor signaling pathway. The coding region runs from base 74 to 1048 and encodes 324 amino acids. The transcript has 2 exons. The record is from RefSeq and is a predicted model, not a curated record.